Paramacrobiotus metropolitanus is the source of this 2112-nucleotide messenger RNA. Its product is annotated as heparan sulfate 2-O-sulfotransferase 1-like. Gene Ontology annotation, molecular function: heparan sulfate 2-sulfotransferase activity. Bases 692 to 1753 code for a protein of 353 amino acids. The transcript has 4 exons. Gene Ontology annotation, cellular component: membrane. The record is from RefSeq and is a predicted model, not a curated record. Lineage: Eukaryota; Metazoa; Tardigrada; Eutardigrada; Parachela; Macrobiotidae.
AUCGGUUAUUUUUAUUCCUGAUGUUUUGUUUCUUGCUCCUAAUUUUGUUUAGGUUCCCCCCAAAACCGUUUGGUUAUGCUGUAGUGGUUGGACUAUGGAUAUGAUAAGGUUUUACCUGAAAUCUCUGUACGCAGUCAUUUCGUUUCUUGUCACAAGUCCGAAUCAAUCUGAUAUCGGAGCGCAAUCUUGAUACAGCUGUUGUAUCUGAAUUGCACCAACCCGAACGCAUAUUUAAUUAUCGAUUGAUUUCAACUCCAGACGUCCCCGCUGCCCGUCGUCGGUUUCUAUCCAGCGCACACUGCAUACACAAUGCAUUUGGCCAAGUGAUUGUCUGGAAGUGGCAGAUGCGUGCUCGGAAUAACUCCAUUACUCCGGAGAGAUAACCCCAUGUUCUUGAAAAAUGGCCUGCAGGUCUUAAUUGCCUUUAUCCUUAGCCCGUGGAGGACCUUUUUGUCAAUGAUGUGGAAAAAAUAUGAUUCCUUUUGCAUGAGAUCGAUAGCAUCGUGGAUGGGGUUUGCGGUAGUGGAUUGAAUUCCUGCUGGAGACACACAGCUGUCAAGUGUUUGACAGAUGUGUAUCAACUACGCUGAGUGGAUAUAGAUGGGCUGUUUUUUAUGGGCUUUCUUGCAGUUUCCCGAGCGGACGCGUUGUGCAAUGCAUUUGCGUUUUAUUUGAGCGUUCUGGGAUAAGAAUGGUGCAGUUUAAAGCGCUGGUGUUGUUCGUGCUGGGCUUUGGUGUUUUCGUGUUGGGCUUGCUGGGUGUGCGACUGAGUGGAUUGGAUUUGGAGGGAUUUCGCGCCACUGGAAACGGAUUUGCUUACAAUUUCACCACUUUAAACGGAGGCUCCGUCCUAUCAAAUGGACCAUCUGUCGAAUCCAGCUUGAUUGUGGUGUAUAAUCGUGUUCCCAAAACCGGCAGCACAUCCUUCACCGGUCUGGCUUAUGAAUUGUGCAGUCGGAAUAAAUUUCAUGUGCUCCAUUUAAAUGUCAGCAAGAACUCGCAUGUGCUGUCGCUGGCCGAUCGGUAUCGUUUUGCCCAGAACGUCACACGAUGGCGGGAUAAGCAUCCGGCCUUCUUCCAUGGUCAUGUGGCCUUCUUGGAUUUUGCCACGUUGGGCACGGAAAUGAAGCCGGUCUUUAUCAACAUUAUCCGUGAACCCAUCGAUCGGAUGGUCAGUUAUUACUAUUUUCUCCGCUAUGGGGAUGAUUUUCGUCCCUAUUUGUCCCGCCGAAGACAGGGCGAUCGAAAAUCAAUCGAUGACUGUGUGGAAAGCCAGGGAAAGGAUUGUGAUCCCAGCAAUAUGUGGUUACAAGUGCCAUUUUUCUGCGGACAUGCCGCAGCCUGCUGGGAGCCGGCAGGCAAUACGUGGGCGCUGGAGCAGGCCAAACGGAAUCUGGUCGAUAAGUAUUUCCUGGUCGGUGUCACGGAGGAAAUGGAGGACUUUGUCCUCAUGUUGGAGGCCACUUUACCGUCCAUGUUCCGCGGCGCCUGGAAUGCGUACAAACGGGGUGACAAAUCCCAUUUACGCAAGACAUAUAAUAAAACUACACCGUUACAAGCCACUUUGGACAAGCUGCAGCAGUCGGAUGUUUACAAAGUGGAGGCGGAAUUCUAUCGAUUUGCUUAUGAACAGUUUCAGUUUGUCAAGAAGCGAACAUUAGUACUGCGCAAUGGCCGCUACGUGGAUCGGGGCCAGCAGUUCUUCUAUGAGAAAAUUCGCCCUCGGAUUGGUAAGGAGUAUCGAGUGCGUUAAACCUGGAUUCCGUUUUGAUUUAAUUCCGCAGCGUGUAUGGGAAUUCCAUUGUGCACGUCAAUUCCUGUAUGGCAACAGCCGGUGUCUUUCAGAUCUGUUGUGCCUUUUUCAGCUUUUAAUGCUGAGUAUCCUUAUGCUAGUUUCUGCAUAUCAUUGUUCCUGAUGACUUUUCCGUAUUGGCAGUAUGGAUGAUGACAGUAUUGUUCUCAAGUUUUUUGCUCACAACUGCAUGUUUUCAGUCACUGCAUUGUUAUGUUUUAUUGUGUUAAUGCUGACAACGGUUUCAGUUUUCCAGCACUGACGCCUUGUUUUCUUUUGUUAAUGGCAAGAAUAAAUAAAUAUCGGAGUCAAGUGGUAAA